This is a messenger RNA of Nannospalax galili (Upper Galilee mountains blind mole rat), 3712 nucleotides long. It is a transcript of the gene Ephb6, whose product is annotated as EPH receptor B6. The record is from RefSeq and is a predicted model, not a curated record. Gene Ontology annotation, biological process: central nervous system projection neuron axonogenesis; cell surface receptor protein tyrosine kinase signaling pathway; axon guidance. NCBI's taxonomy places the organism in Eukaryota, Metazoa, Chordata, Mammalia, Rodentia, Spalacidae. Gene Ontology annotation, cellular component: plasma membrane; neuron projection. Bases 460 to 3498 code for a protein of 1012 amino acids. The transcript is spliced from 18 exons. Gene Ontology annotation, molecular function: protein binding; ATP binding; transmembrane-ephrin receptor activity.
AGUGCUCCAGAGCAGCGGGCGUCGGGACCCACGACCGAGCUGGGCGACACCGGCCCCCGCACGAUUUCUCCGGGCCCCGCCUCCGGAGCAGCCCUGCCUGCAGCCUCUGGUCCUCCCCAGAAUACCAGAGACUCCCGGCGGCGAGUAGCCGCGGGCCUCAGGGGAGCCGGGUCCCUAGACACGAGAGGACGUGCUCGGCGCUGGGAGAGAUCUGUGAGCUGCAGGUCCACUGCCGGGCCUCUGGGGCGCAGACCUGCGGAGCUUGAUGCCGGAGAGAAGCCCUACGGAGUGGCCACUGGGGAAGGAGAAGGAAUAGAUGAAGAGAACAAAUUGGAAUAGCGCCUUCCAGACAGAAAAGGAAGCAAGCUUGGCUGCAGACCCCAAGUCUUACAAACGUCACAGCCCCGCCUCAGAGCAGGGUGUUGGCUGGGGCAAUGGUGGAAGCACAGAGGAUGCCCCAUGGCUACUGAGGGCACUGCCCAAUCAGGGAGCAGAUUGGCAGGCAUGGUGUGCAGCCUAUGGGUCCUGGUUCUGGGGCCCUCAGUUCUGGCUUUGGAAGAGGUGCUGCUGGACACCACAGGAGAGACCUCUGAGAUUGGGUGGCUCACCUACCCACCAGGUGGGUGGGACGAGGUGAGCGUUCUAGAUGAUCAGCGCCGUCUGACUCGGACCUUUGAAGCAUGCCACGUGGCAGGGGUCCCUCCAGGUGCUGGACAGGACAAUUGGCUGCAGACACACUUUGUGGAGCGGCGAGGAGCCCAGCGGGCACACAUCCGCCUCCACUUCUCUGUGCGAGCUUGUUCCAGCCUGGGUGUGAGCGGGGGCACCUGCCGGGAGACCUUCACCCUUUACUACCGGCAGGCUGAUGAGCCCGACAGCCCUGACAGCAUUUCCGCCUGGCACCUCAAACGCUGGACCAAAGUGGACACAAUUGCAGCGGAUGAGAGCUUCCCAGCCUCCUCCUCCUCUUCCUCAUGGGCUGUGGGACCCCACAGGACUGGUCAGCGGGUGGGGCUGCAGCUGAACGUGAAGGAGCGCAGCUUUGGUCCUCUGACUCAGCGUGGCUUCUACGUGGCCUUCCAGGACACAGGGGCCUGCCUGGCUCUGGUAGCGGUCAAGCUCUUCUCCUAUACCUGCCCCUCUGUCCUGCGUGCCUUUGCCUCCUUUCCUGAGACGCAGGCCAGUGGAGCUGGGGGGGCCUCCUUGGUGGCAGCUGUGGGUACCUGUGUAGCUCAUGCAGAGCCAGAGGAGGAUGGAGUUGGAGGCCAGGCAGGAGGAAGCCCCCCAAGAUUACACUGCAAUGGGGAAGGAAGGUGGAUGGUAGCUGUCGGAGGCUGCCGCUGCCAGCCUGGACACCAACCUGUGCGUGGAGACAAGGUCUGCCAAGCCUGUCCUGAGGGGUCCUAUAAGGCCCUGGCUGGAAAUACCCCUUGCUCAUCAUGCCCAGCCCGCAGCCACUCCCCUGAUCCUGCAGCCCCAGUUUGCCCCUGUCUCCAGGGCUUCUACAGGGCUAGUUCUGACCCUCCAGAGGCUCCCUGCACUGGUCCUCCAUCGGCUCCCCGGGAGCUUUGGUUUGAAGUACAGGGCUCAGCACUCAUGCUGCACUGGCGCCUGCCUCAUGAGCUGGGUGGUCGAGGGGACCUGCUCUUCAAUGUUGUAUGCAAGGAGUGUGGGGGCCACCGGGAGCCCAGCAGCGGGGCCAUGUGUCGUCGCUGCAGGGAUGAGGUGCAUUUCGAUCCCCGCCAGAGGGGCCUGACCGAGAGUCGAGUGUUAGUUGGGGGGCUCCGAGCACAUGUACCAUACAUCUUGGAGGUGCAGGCUGUCAAUGGGGUGUCUGAGCUCAGCCCUGACCCUCCCCAGGCAGCAGCCAUCAAUGUCAGCACUAGCCAUGAAGUCCCCUCUGCAGUCCCUGUGGUUCACCAGGUGAGCCGGGCAGCAAACAGCAUCACAGUGUCCUGGCCACAGCCUGACCAGACGAAUGGCAACAUCCUUGACUAUCAACUCCGCUACUAUGACCAGGCAGAAGACGAAUCCCACUCCUUCACCAUGACCAGCGAGACCAACACUGCCACUGUGACACGGUUAAGCCCUGGCCACAUCUAUGGUUUCCAGGUGCGGGCACGGACUGCAGCCGGCCACGGUCCCUAUGGGGGAAAAGUCUAUUUCCAGACACUGCCCCAAGGUGAGCUCUCCUCCCAGCUUCCAGAGAAGCUAUCCUUGGUGAUUGGUUCCAUCCUUGGGGCCUUGGCCUUUCUCCUGCUGGCAGCUAUCACUGUACUGGCUGUCAUCUUCCAGCGGAAGCGGCGUGGGACUGGCUACACAGAGCAACUACAGCAAUACAGUAGUCCAGGUCUUGGGGUAAAGUAUUACGUUGACCCUUCCACAUACGAGGACCCCUGCCAGGCUAUCCGAGAGCUUGCACGGGAGGUUGAUCCUGUGUAUAUCAAGAUCGAAGAAGUCAUUGGUGCAGGCUCUUUUGGAGAAGUGCGCAGGGGCCGACUGCAGCCCCGGGGAAGGCGGGAACAGGCUGUGGCUAUCCAGGCCCUGUGGGCAGGAGGUGCAGAGAGCCUUCAGAUGACCUUUCUGGGCCGGGCGGCACUGCUAGGCCAGUUCCAGCACCCCAAUGUCCUGCGGCUGGAAGGCGUAGUCACCAAGAGCCGGCCCCUCAUGGUGCUAACGGAGUUCAUGGAGCUUGGUCCCCUGGACAGCUUCCUCAGGCGAGAAGGCCAGUUCAGCAGCCUGCAGCUGGUGGCCAUGCAGCGGGGAGUGGCAGCCGCCAUGCAGUACCUGUCCAGCUUUGCCUUUGUGCACCGUGCACUCUCUGCCCGAAGCGUGCUGGUGAAUAGUCACCUGGUGUGCAAGGUGGCCCGUCUUGGCCAUAGCCCUCAGGGUUCAAGUUGCUUGCUCCGCUGGGCAGCCCCAGAAGUCAUUGCACAUGGGAAGCAUACAACAUCCAGCGAUGUUUGGAGCUUUGGAAUACUUAUGUGGGAAGUGAUGAGCUAUGGAGAACGGCCCUACUGGGACAUGAGCGAGCAGGAGGUACUAAAUGCGAUAGAGCAAGAGUUCCGGCUGCCCCCACCUCCAGGCUGUCCUCCUGGGCUACAUCUGCUGAUGCUGGACACUUGGCAGAAGGACCGUGCCAGGCGGCCUCACUUUGACCAGCUGGUGGCUGCGUUUGACAAGAUGAUCCGCAAACCAGACACCCUACAGGCUGAAGGGGGCCCUGGGGACAGGCCUUCCCAGGCCCUUCUGAACCCUGUGGCCUUGGACUUUCCUUGCCUGGACUCUCCCCAGACCUGGCUUUCAGCCAUUGGACUGGAGUGCUACCAGGAUAACUUCUCCAAGUUUGGCCUCUCCACCUUCAAUGAUGUAGUUCAGCUCAGCCUGGAAGAUCUGCCGGCCCUGGGUAUCACCUUGGCAGGCCACCAGAAGAAGCUACUGCACAACAUCCAGCUUCUCCAGCAGCACCUGAGGCAGCCGGGCUCAGUGGAGGUGUGAGUGAGGCCUGGGCAGAAAUCUGUGAGCCACCAAAGCCCCAACCCAGCCCGGACACAGGGCAGAUGAGGGUCUCCUGAGACUGAUCCAGGCUCUAUCCUCGCCUCCAUGCUUGCCACACUAAACCCAGCCCUCUGGACACUGCAUCCCUGAAUCCUGCCCCUUCCAACAGCCUCCCCCAUAUUAAAGGGAAAGAAGGGGAACUUACAAGUUUGGG